GUCCUCCGCGCUCGACCGCGCUCAUAAGAGAAACAGCGUGUGUGGUUCUUGACGUGCCGCGAACCUUCGAACGCAAGUGCGAGACUACCCUGUGAGGAAACGUUCCAGGGAUUCGCCUGUUCCCGCCAUCGCAGUUACCAGCGCGACGUGCUGUUUCUUCCCGUGCUCGAUGCCCUUCACAGGCCCGUCCCAUGGCCCUUGUGUCUGCUGAUUCUCGAAUUGCAGAGCUUCUCACAGAGCUCCAUCAGCUGAUCAAGCAAACCCAGGAAGAGCGGUCGAGAAGUGAGCACAACUUGGUGAACAUCCAGAAAACCCACGAGCGGAUGCAGACAGAGAACAAGAUUUCUCCUUAUUACCGGACAAAGCUUCGAGGCCUCUACACAACCGCCAAGACUGAUGCGGAGGCCGAGUGCAACAUCCUCCGCAAAGCGCUGGAUAAGAUAGCUGAGAUCAAGUCUCUGUUGGAAGAGAGGCGGAUUGCGGCCAAGAUCGCAGGUCUCUACAAUGACUCAGAGCCCCCACGGAAGACCAUGCGCAGAGGGGUGCUGAUGACGCUGCUGCAGCAGUCCGCCAUGACCCUGCCCCUCUGGAUCGGGAAGCCUGGUGACAAGCCCCCACCCCUCUGUGGAGCCAUUCCAGCCUCAGGGGACUAUGUGGCCAAACCUGGAGACAAGGUGGCUGCUAGGGUGAAGGCUGUGGAAGGGGAUGAGCAGUGGAUCCUAGCUGAAGUAGUCAGUUACAGCCAUGCUACCAACAAGUAUGAGGUAGACGACAUUGAUGAAGAAGGCAAAGAGAGACACACCCUGAGCCGUCGGCGCAUCAUCCCACUGCCCCAGUGGAAAGCUAACCCUGAGACAGACCCCGAGGCCUUGUUCCAGAAGGAGCAGCUAGUGCUGGCCCUAUAUCCCCAGACCACCUGCUUCUACCGUGCCCUGAUUCACACCCCACCACAGAGGCCUCAGGAUGACUACUCAGUCCUGUUUGAAGACACCUCCUAUGCAGAUGGCUACUCCCCUCCCCUCAAUGUGGCCCAGAGGUACGUGGUGGCUUGUAAGGAGCCCAAGAAAAAGUGACUCGGGCUGGUAGGCUUGAAUCUGCCACUGCCAACCUCAUGGGAGAAGGCAACCAAGGAGUUCCUAUGAUCAAAUAAAUACUCUUCCCCCUCA
Messenger RNA from Mus pahari (shrew mouse), 1166 nucleotides. It is a transcript of the gene Sgf29, whose product is annotated as SAGA complex associated factor 29. The transcript is spliced from 10 exons. The record is from RefSeq and is a predicted model, not a curated record. NCBI's taxonomy places the organism in Eukaryota, Metazoa, Chordata, Mammalia, Rodentia, Muridae. Gene Ontology annotation, cellular component: SAGA complex. Bases 192 to 1073 code for a protein of 293 amino acids.